AUGGAGGAUAGAAAGCGGCCUGCCAUCAGCAGUGCUGAUGAAAUAGCCCCCCCGAGUAAGAGAGUCGCUGUCAAUGGCUCCAAGGCCAAGGACGACCCCCUUGACAUGAAGGAGGAAAGCUGGGUUGAGGCCUAUACAAAGGGCGCCAUCUAUCGUCAGAUGCAAGAGUACAGUCGCAAGGCCUCAACAUACGAGUCACGCCUCGAAGAGCUUCAUAAACGAUCUGUCCAUCAUGAUGACCACCUGAGGAUAAUUGAUGCUUGGUGGCGACAGGUACUUGACGAGAUGGAGCUUCUUCUCACAGAGUCGGGUGUCACUUCGCAAACGCCCUCAGAACCCCCAUAUCUGAGUAGCGUCAGUUUUAAGGACCUCCACGACUUCCAGAAACAUCUAUCCGAAAAGGGCAAAGGGAUCAAAUCGAGAGCUGAAGCGAUUCUUGCACGCUUGGCUUCUUCACGAGGCAGCAUUAAACCCGAUGCUGCCAAGUUGGAGAGCAAGGUUGCUGGCUUGCUGGCUGCCCAGAAGGAAUACUUCGCCAAAUUGGAUCGACUCAAGACCGAGAAGGAUCAACUUUCAGAACAGCUCAACGCUGCGACCUUGCGUUACUUCAAAGCAGAGAAGAAACUGGACCGCGCAAAGAGUUCUCAGGUCCAGAAGAUGGAACAACAAGCCUUCGCCAAUGCUACUCGACCUUCUGCCUCUGGAGACGUUAAUACCGAUUCUGGCGAGACGAACGGGAACUCAGGCGAGCUACUGCUCAAGUAUGAGGAGGCGACUGCCGCUGCUACUAAGCAAAAGGAACAGCUAGAUGUUUUUCUGGCCGAGAUCAAGGCCUUGCAGGACGAAAAUUCGACUCUCAAGGCGAAGAGAGAUACCCUAACCGACGAAGAUUUCAUUCGAACCGAUGUCUUUAAACAGUUCAAGAACCAGAACGAGGAUCUUAUCAAACGUAUCAACACACUCGAGGCCACAAACAAGCAAUUGCGAGAAGAGGCCGAAAGGCUACAAGCAGAGCGAACGACUUUCAGGACUAUGCUUGAAGCAGAUGCGAAUCAGGUGACUCAGGAGCUCGAGUCCGAGAUCAUAUUACGGGAUCAGGAUCUUGCCCGAGUGCGUUCAGCCCGAGACGAGCUGCUGGCGGAGACGACACAACACAAGGCGAGGUUGGAUCAAGAACGAGCAUCGGUUGAGCAGGUGAAGGCGCUAGCAUCUGCUAAGGAGGACAGAAUCACGGCACUCGAAUCACAGCUCUCACGGCUCCAGCAGAGCGAAACUCAGCAGGCGGUCAACCCGGAUAUUGAGGUCCUAACAGUAGAGGAGCUUCGCUUGAAGUACACAAAGCUGCAACAGGAUUUCGACUCGAUCAACAUGGAGUUGCCUGCCAUUGAAAAGGCAUACAAGAAGAUGAAGGAACUCGCUCACAGGAAGGCAAUGGACUUCAGCGCUACAGAAGAGCGCAUGUCGAUCUUGAUUGCCGAGAAGAGCAAGGCCGACCAGAAAUACUUUGCUGCCCGAAAAGAUGCGGAUACGCGAAACAAUGAGAUAAGAUCAUUGCGCCACCAGAACAGCAAGAGCUCAGAAAUCAUUGCUCAACUCAAGGAUCUUGAAUCACAAAACCGUGUGCUUCUAGGCAACCUGGAGAAACAGAUGACCGAUCUGAAGCAAUCAAAUGCUUCUCUGAUGACAGAGAACAAGAAGAUGGAAGUAACGAGUCUUGACGCUGUCCGCCGUACCGAGUCGCUCAACAAGCAAGUUUCUGAUCUAUCCAACUUGGUCAAGUCCAAAGACGCCGCAUCAGCUGUGGUUCGCGAGCGUAAUGUUAUGCAAGAAACUGAGGUCGAAAAGAUGAAGGUGCGACUUGAGCAUGCACAGAAGGAUCGCGACAACUGGAAGAACAAGGCCCUGAGUAAUUCUUCCGAGGAAGAGGAAAUGCUUCGAACAUUCGCUCUAUGCACUAUUUGCCGCAACAACUUCAAGAAUACGGCCCUCAAGACAUGCGGUCACUUGUUCUGCAACCAAUGUGUCGACGAUCGCAUCAGUAAUCGCAUGCGCAAAUGUCCUACGUGUUCCCGCGCCUUCGAUAAGAUGGACGUUAUGCCCGUUCAUCAUUGA
Molecule: messenger RNA, 2112 nt
Organism: Fusarium pseudograminearum CS3096
Lineage: Eukaryota; Fungi; Ascomycota; Sordariomycetes; Hypocreales; Nectriaceae
Exons: 5
Coding region: 1-2112 (703 amino acids)
Cellular component (GO): HULC complex; nucleus
Molecular function (GO): ubiquitin protein ligase activity
Source: RefSeq, a predicted model, not a curated record